CUUCCGGCGGGCGGCGCUGGGGGCAGCGUGGGGUCCGGCCGGGCGGCAGCUCGCCCUCCGGAACCCGGCGCCGGGAACCAGGAAGCGCCUGGCGUCGGGCGCGGGGCGGCGGGCAUGGCGGGGCCCGGCUGGGGUCCCCCGCGACUGGACGGCUUCAUCCUCACCGAGCGCCUGGGCAGUGGCACGUAUGCCACGGUGUACAAGGCCUACGCCAAGAAGGACACUCGUGAGGUGGUAGCCAUCAAGUGCGUGGCCAAGAAGAGUCUGAACAAGGCAUCUGUGGAAAACCUCCUGACAGAGAUUGAGAUCCUCAAGGGCAUUCAACACCCCCACAUCGUACAGCUGAAAGACUUCCAGUGGGACAGUGACAACAUCUACCUCAUCAUGGAAUUCUGCGCAGGGGGUGACCUGUCUCGCUUCAUUCACACCCGCAGGAUUCUGCCUGAGAAGGUGGCUCGUGUCUUCAUGCAGCAGUUGGCUAGUGCCCUGCAGUUCCUGCACCAACAGAACAUCUCUCACCUGGAUCUGAAGCCACAGAACAUUCUCCUGAGCUCCUUGGAGAAGCCCCACCUUAAACUGGCAGACUUCGGCUUUGCACAGCACAUGUCCCCCUGGGAUGAGAAGCAUGUGCUCCGUGGCUCCCCCCUCUACAUGGCCCCUGAGAUGGUGUGUCAGCGGCAGUACGACGCCCGUGUGGACCUCUGGUCUGUGGGGGUCAUCCUAUAUGAAGCCCUCUUCGGGCAGCCCCCCUUUGCCUCCAGGUCGUUCUCGGAGCUGGAAGAGAAGAUCCGGAGCAACCGGGUUAUUGAGCUCCCCCUGCGGCCUCCGCUCUCCCCAGACUGCCGGGACCUGUUGCAGAGGCUCCUAGAACGGGACCCCAGCCGUCGCAUCUCCUUCCAGGACUUCUUCGCCCACCCCUGGGUGGACCUGGAACACAUGCCCAGUGGGGAGAGCCUGGCACAAGCAACCGCCCUGGUGGUGCAGGCUGUGAAGAAGGACCAGGAGGGGGAUGCUGCAGCUGCCUUGUCUCUCUACUGUAAGGCUCUGGACUUCUUCGUGCCUGCACUGCACUACGAAGUGGAUGCCCAGCGGAAGGAGGCAAUUAAGGCAAAGGUGGGGCAGUACGUGUCCCGGGCUGAGGAGCUCAAGGCCAUCGUCUCCUCCUCCAAUCGGGCCCUGCUGAGGCAAGGGGCCUCUGCCCGAGACCUGCUCAGAGAGAUGGCCCGGGACAAGCCGCGCCUCCUUGCUGCUCUAGAAGUGGCUUCAGCUGCCAUGGCCAAGGAGGAGGAAGCUGGUGGGGAGCAGGACGCCCUGGCCCUAUACCAGCAUGGCCUGGAGGAGCUGCUGCUGCUGCUGGCAGCGGAGCCCCCAGGCCGGAGGCGGGAGCUGCUUCACACUGAGGUUCAGAACCUCAUGGCUCGAGCUGAAUACUUGAAGGAGCAGGUCAAGAUGAGGGAGUCUCGCUGGGAAGCCGAGACCCUGGACAAAGAGGGGCUGUUAGAGUCUGUUCGCGGCUCUUGCACCCUGCAGUGACCUCAGAAGGAUGACUGGACAGACCACGAGCCCCCUGGAGUUGGGGACACAGUCACCCAGGCUGACGCCCAGAAUUCCGUGGCCCUCUGCAACACUGCAGAGCAGCCUUCCUAGAUGGGCAGCUCUGAGUCCCCCACAUCCCAGGGUCCCCAGCACCCCUCGCGGGUCAGAUGGCCCAUGGUGUGUGCUGGGGGCGCUGGGCCUUGGCCCUGGGGGAGGGGAGCAGGGCUCUGUGAGAAGAGUGUUUCUUUCAUGUGACUUGUGUUACUUGGUGGUGGCUGGGCCCUGAGCCUGUCGAUUUGGGGGCAUCAAGCCUUCUGUUUUUGAUCUGAGAAAAAGGCAAGGGGCUCUCACCCCCUCCCUGCCAGCUGGCAGCUGCACCCCUGUCCUUUCUGGGAGCCCUUAUUGCCUCCCUCCUUGCACUGGAAUGGGGCACUUCAAGACCCCUCAGGGACCACCCACCCCACAGUAUGUACUCAGCCCUGUAGAACUCACUGGUCUUCUGGGAGCUGAGCCCUGUCCACCCUCUCUGUAUUCUAAGAUAAUCCUUCAAGCAUGAAAAUAAUCUUCUUUUUAGGGGUAGGACAAAUCUGAGAAACCCAUGCUUUGUUCCUGCCCUGGCCCAGGGGGCGCAAGGGCAGGGUCCUCAAUCCUCAUCCCUCCCACCUCCAUCCUCUUUGGGGAACACCCUACUUGCCACAGAGCUGAUUCUGGCCUGGGAGGAGGCAUGGGGGUGGCCUGACCAUCAGACUGUGGCCCGGCAAGGCCCUUCCCCUCUCCGCCUGGAGCUCCACGUCUCCAGUGGGGCUGUGAAUACCUCCUCAGUCCCCUGUAGGGACUCUGAGGAGGAGAGGGUGACUUUAAUCUGAAGAAGAAUGUACACACCUGGAGUUACUUAGGGGUUUCUUUUAAAAAAUCACAGAGGGUGUGUGUGUGAGAUUUCUCUCUGCCCUUAAAAACCUCCUUGGGGCAAGAGUUGUCUUUCUGCCCAGCAGGUGGCUGGGCUUGGAGAAUGUAAUUCAUUGUUUCUCUAUUAAAUUAUUUUCUGACGG
Equus quagga is the source of this 2585-nucleotide messenger RNA. RefSeq names its product serine/threonine-protein kinase ULK3. The record is from RefSeq and is a predicted model, not a curated record. Gene Ontology annotation, cellular component: cytoplasm; autophagosome. The transcript has 16 exons. Gene Ontology annotation, biological process: autophagosome organization; autophagy; peptidyl-serine phosphorylation. Lineage: Eukaryota; Metazoa; Chordata; Mammalia; Perissodactyla; Equidae. Bases 115 to 1533 code for a protein of 472 amino acids. Gene Ontology annotation, molecular function: protein serine/threonine kinase activity; ATP binding.